Messenger RNA from Closterium sp. Naga37s-1, 579 nucleotides. Lineage: Eukaryota; Viridiplantae; Streptophyta; Zygnematophyceae; Desmidiales; Closteriaceae. The record is from the annotation of a GenBank genome assembly.
AUGGGCAUAGAUGGUGAUAGGUCAAAGAGUAAAUCAAUCAGGGAGCCGGAGGGUGCGGAGGAUCGGGCAGUGGCGUCCCCUUCCGGUUCAGACUCCCCCGAGGCCCCUGCCUCGCCUCCGCCGUGGUAUGACGCGGAGAUGGAUGAGCGGGACGAGCGGUGGAUGGCGAAGGCGCGGAGGCGGCGCGGAGGGCGGAGCUCUGACGCUAUUCUUAGCUGCCCUGCCUGCCUGUCGUCCGUCUGUUUCGAUUGCCAGAGGCACGAGCGCUUCACCACACAGUACCGAGCAGUCUUUGCAGUCAACUGUGCAGUGAACACGUCCCAGAAACUGGUGAUGCCGUCAGGUAAAGACGGAGGCAGCAAGAAGCGCAAGGGCAGGGGGAAGAGUGGAGGGGCGAAGGAGCAAGGGAGCACUGGUGGGGGUGGCGGGGGAGGUGUGAUUGGGGGGGAGGGGAGUGCGGGAGGUGAAGAGGAGGUGAUGCAUCCAGUGAUGUGUGAGACGUGUGGGACAGAGGUUGGUGUGUUUGAUGCCAAGCAGCAAGUGUAUCACUUCUUCAAUGUUUUGCCAACCAAUUGCUGA